Molecule: messenger RNA, 1121 nt
Organism: Chionomys nivalis (European snow vole)
Lineage: Eukaryota; Metazoa; Chordata; Mammalia; Rodentia; Cricetidae
Gene: Ntan1
Product: N-terminal asparagine amidase
Exons: 10
Coding region: 64-996 (310 amino acids)
Biological process (GO): ubiquitin-dependent protein catabolic process
Cellular component (GO): nucleus
Molecular function (GO): protein-N-terminal asparagine amidohydrolase activity
Source: RefSeq, a predicted model, not a curated record
UGGGCGUGACAUGACGCGAGGCGGGGCGGGCGGCAGCCGCCGACGGUGGCGGCGGCCUAGGCGAUGCCGCUGCUGGUGGACGGGCGUCGGGUGCGGCUGCCGCGGUCUGCUGCGGAACUGGUUCGAGCGCACCCGCUGCUGGAGGAAAGAGCCAGACUUCUCAGAGGUCAGUCUGUUCAACAAGUGGGACCCCAGGGCCUUCUGUAUGUUCAGCAAAGAGAGCUUGCAGUGACCUCCCCAAAGGAUGGCUCCAUCUCCAUUCUGGGUUCUGAUGAUGCCACUACUUGUCACAUUGUGGUCCUGAGGCAUACAGGUAAUGGGGCGACCUGCCUCACACACUGUGAUGGAACUGACACCAAAGCCGAAGUCCCCUUAAUAAUGAACUCUAUAAAAUCUUUUUCUGACCACGCUCAGUGUGGAAGGCUGGAAGUGCACCUUGUGGGAGGCUUCAGUGAUGACAGGCAGCUGUCACAGAAACUUACUCAUCAGCUUCUUAGUGAAUUUGACAAACAAGAUGAUGACAUUCACUUAGUGACAUUAUGUGUGACAGAAUUAAAUGACCGGGAAGAAAAUGAAAACCACUUUCCGAUCAUUUAUGGCAUCGCUGUCAACAUUAAAACUGCAGAGAUUUACAGAGCUUCCUUUCAAGAUCGUGGCCCAGAAGAGCAGCUUCGUGCUGCGAGAGCUUUAGCAGGAGGCCCGAUGAUUAGCAUUUAUGAUGCAAAGACAGAACAACUUCGAAUAGGCCCGUAUUCCUGGACGCCAUUUCCACAUGUGGAUUUCUGGUUGCAGCAAGAUGACAAGCAAAUACUAGAGAACCUUUCUACUUCUCCUCUGGCUGAGCCCCCCCACUUUGUUGAACAUAUUAGAUCUACCUUGAUGUUUUUAAAAAAAUUCCCAUCUCCAGCAAAUAUACUGUUUCCUGGAAAUAAAGCUCUCCUCUACAAAAAAAAUGAAGAUGGUUUAUGGGAAAAGAUCUCCUCUCCAGGGAGCUAACAGAGUUACCAGAGAACACAACUGUUUGGCUCAGCAGAUCACUGGUGGUUUGGAAUCUACGUCUGUGCAGUUUUACUUCUUCCUUGCUUACUGUCUUUCAAAAUAAAAUCUUAUUUUGGCAAAGG